Scatophagus argus is the source of this 2332-nucleotide messenger RNA. It is a transcript of the gene asmt, whose product is annotated as acetylserotonin O-methyltransferase. Gene Ontology annotation, biological process: melatonin biosynthetic process; methylation. The transcript has 8 exons. The coding region runs from base 615 to 1691 and encodes 358 amino acids. Gene Ontology annotation, molecular function: acetylserotonin O-methyltransferase activity. The record is from RefSeq and is a predicted model, not a curated record. Lineage: Eukaryota; Metazoa; Chordata; Actinopteri; Scatophagidae.
AAGCCUUCGUCUGAAACAACUGCAGCCACGAUCUGGGCAACUGGUGUCCAGCUGCCCUAUCAGCAUCUGUCACUUAUCAGUGCGCAUGUAAUCUCAUCAAGGCGCGUGACGUGACAGCCUGCGUCAUUAGAUCUGAUGCUGCCAUUAGUCUCCCAGCACGAGUGCAGUCAGGCCAUAUGGGGAAGAGACGGGGCAGCACAUCAAAGUUUUGGUAUUGCAGAUCACUUUUUGGGGUCAUGAAAACUGGGAACCAUGUCUGGUAUGAGAAUGCACUGAAUGAAAAGGCUCCAUUUGAGUGUGUCUGAGUGUGACUGAUAAUGAACAAGGCCGCAGUGUAUUGCCACAGAGUUGUUUCUUUGUCCAAUGCAGACUGAGCCCCUGCUCUAAUCUGGGUUAUCUGGCUGUAAUCCGCUUAGCCCACUGCUACUCUCACUGCUGCUGCUGCUGCUGCUGGGUGGGCACUUUGUGUAGUUUCAGUCUGGUUUUGACUUCUCUGCCAUUCAUACCUGUUGAACUGUCUCCCGAGCAGAACAAACUAGCAGGGAAGUUUGCUUUGCACGUAGAGGACCUUGGAGGACAGUCUGUCUUGGGGAGUCCUGUCCCAACCAACAGCCAUGGCUGAAUGCCAAGAGAUGGGUCUGUCUGAGCGGAAACCUGCUGUGGACAUGUACCCCAAAAAGAUACUGGAGUAUAUGGAAGGCUUCCUCAUCUCAAAGGUGGUUUUCUCCUCCUGCGAGCUGGGUGUGUUUGAUGUAUUGCUGGGUGCAGAGCGCCCCCUGUCUGCAGAUGAGAUCAGCCAAGCAGUUGGAGCCAGUCUGGACGGCACACAGAGACUGCUGGCAGCCUGUACUGGCCUGGAGCUCCUCAACACUCACCAUGACAAUGGACGAGUCCUUUACAGCAACACUGAGCAGGCUGGUGUCUACCUGACCCGCUCCAGUCCUUCGUCCCUCUACCAGUCCAUCCAGUACAGUUCCAGGACCAUCUACCUCUGCUGGCACUACCUGACCGAUGCUGUCAGAGAGGGCAGAAACCAGUAUGAAAAGGCUUUUGGAGUCAACUCAAAAGAUCUGUUUGAAGCUCUCUACAGGUCUGAUGAGGAAAUGACCAAGUUCAUGCAGUUAAUGAACUCCAUUUGGAACAUCUGUGGCAAAGAUGUGGUCACAGCCUUCGACCUUUCCCCUUUCAAGGUAAUCUGCGACCUUGGAGGCUGCAGUGGAGCAUUAGCCAAGCAAUGCACGUCAGCCUACCCAGAAUGCACUGUUACGAUCUUUGACCUCCCCAAGGUGGUGCGUACGUCGAGGGAACACUUUGUCACUGAGGCUGACCAGAGAAUAAGCUUCCAUGAAGGGGACUUCUUCAAAGACCCCCUGCCAGAGGCUGACCUCUACAUCCUCGCCAGAAUCCUCCAUGACUGGACCGACGAGUGUUGUGUAGAGCUGCUCAGCAGAGUCUACAGAGCCUGCAAACCAGGGGGCGCUGUGUUACUGGUGGAGGCGCUGCUUUAUGAGGACGGCUCUGGCCCGCUAACGGUGCAGCUCUACUCUCUGAACAUGCUGGUGCAAACGGAGGGCAGAGAGAGGACAGCUGCUCAGUACGCUGCCCUGCUGACUGCUGCCGGCUUCUCCGACAUCCAGCACCGCCUCACUGGGAAGAUCUACGAUGCUGUGCUGGGACACAAAGAGACAUAAGACAGACAGAUAAGGGUACUCGAGUACCAGGACUGGAAGUUGAAAACAACCUAGAUAAACUUUUUCUACAACUGUAGAUUUCUUUUUAAGUUUCACCUGAAGUUUCUUCAAAUAAAAAAAGUUUCUCACACUGUAUGACAAUACAUCAGUGUUCUGCGUCUGCUUUUUCACUGACUCUGUAUGACUCAUGAAAUAUUCAGGCACAAUUUUAUGGCUGCUGAAUUCUGCAUAUUGAAUAUUCUGGAUUAUAGUUCUUUAUUUUAGUAAAUUAAGGUAGAUUGGUAUCUUGGUUUAUUUAUAGGAACUAAAAUAAAGUUCUUUGCUAUGAACAAUGCCUGCCCUCAAAUCAUCUGUUUGUAACAGACUCAAAGUUAAAAGAAUAUGAACUGCUCAACAACUCAAAAUAACACUUCUGGUCAACUUUUAGGACCAGAUGUGUGUUUUAUUCACUUAGUGCCAGAAUCAAGUGACAAGUACAUGAAAUCGUAGUCAUCUUGGAUUGAUGUAGAAAUGUUGGUCUCAUUCUGGUCUCACAAAUCCAACAACCACACAGUUCUAUUAGUGUUCAAUAGGCAGAAAACAAUAAUUAGGUUUGAUAACAUACUAAUAAUACUUAAUAUUUUCAUUGGUCUCUUUCUAUG